Molecule: messenger RNA, 1403 nt
Organism: Macroventuria anomochaeta
Lineage: Eukaryota; Fungi; Ascomycota; Dothideomycetes; Pleosporales; Didymellaceae
Product: SEP-domain-containing protein
Exons: 3
Coding region: 25-1332 (435 amino acids)
Biological process (GO): membrane fusion; autophagosome assembly; Golgi organization
Cellular component (GO): cytosol; nucleus
Molecular function (GO): ubiquitin binding
Source: RefSeq, a predicted model, not a curated record
AGCGACCCCACGCCCACUCUUGUUAUGUCUUCCAGCACAGCCGCCAACCGCGACGACCAGAUUGCACAGCUUGCAGGCCUGACUGGUGUAGCUCCCGCAGAGGCUGAACGAUACCUCGACGCAGCCAACGGCGACCUCCAAGUCGCCGCCGAACUCUUCUACGAACAAUCAGCAGAGGCAGAACAGCGCUCAGACACGGAAAUGGCAGGCGACGACCAAACUACAGAUCCUACCCCAAACCCGCCCCAGCAGCCGGCCCCUGGUGGCGGCCGCACCCUUGGAGGCGCAUACGUUCCACCAACCGAGGCUUCCUCGUCCUCGUCCUCGCGACAACAGUCCACCCAGCGACAGGCGCCGCAGCAGCGCGGUGUGGCGGGGCUCAGGACGCUCAAGGACCUGCAGUCCUCAGGUGGCGGCAGCGGACACGCUCACGCUCACGCUCACGCUCACGAUGACGACGACUCAGACGACGACUACAAGGACGACGAGAAUCAGGACUUCUUCGCGGGAGGAGAGAAGUCUGGUCUCGCUGUUCAGAACCCCAACCAAGCAAACCCUCGAGACCACAUCAACAACAUCCUGAAGAGGGCGCGGCAAAACGCUCCUCGACCAGGUGGCGACGACGAGCGGCCGACUUCGCGCUUCACAGGCGGUGGUAACACGCUUGGCGGCGACGACACUCCCUCGCGACACAUUCCUGAUCCCACCGCCAGCCAAGCCGCACCUCAGCCGCGUGCUCAUCGCGAACUUCACCUUUGGCGCGACGGCUUCUCGGUCGACGAUGGAGCCCUCUUCCGCUACGACGACCCAGCGAAUGCGCGCACCCUCGAGAUGAUCAACACAGGCCAUGCCCCGCUUCAUAUCCUGAAUGUCGAGCAUGGACAGGAGGUCGAUGUUGAGGUACACGCGCACAAGGACGAGGACUACAAGCAGCCGAAGAAGAAGUAUGUUCCCUUCGGGGGCUCUGGCCAGCGACUCGGUAGUCCAACGCCCGGCGCAAGCACUUCGGCUGCACCUCCUGCAGCUUCCCCAAGUACGACAUCUGCCUCGGCCUCAACUGGCUCGGCGCAACCAUCCGUCAAUGUCGAUACUUCCGCGCCUACGGUGACACUGCAGAUUCGCCUCGGUGACGGCACACGCAUGCAGUCCCGCUUCAACACCACCCACACAAUCGGCGACGUCUACGACUUUGUAGACCGUGCCAGUACCGACGGCCGCGCAUAUGCACUCAUGACAACGUUUCCUUCAAAAGAAUUGACAGACAAGGCUCAGGCUCUAGGCGACAUGGCCGAGUUCAAGCGCGGAGGCGUGGUCGUGCAGAAGUGGAAAUAGGCAACCCGCACAGUCAAGCCGGAGGACAUCUUUGUGAAGGGUCCUCGGCGUUGGAAGCGAUGAAUGUGGGG